CGUUUUAUUACAGAUUACUACAGUAUGUAUUGUCCUUUUUGUGGAUUCGACCUACAUGCUGAAACAGCAUUCUGCAGUUCAUGUGGCAAGAACAUCACAUUUCUGCAUGAUGCUGCUAAGCCUGGCACAAGUGAAGAUUUCAGUUGGUAUUAUGUGCAUAAAGGAUGGAGUGCUGAAACCUGUCAGAGGAAUGGUACUACCCCUUGUAGUGCAACCAGGGUCGGCUGCAGAGCAAUUGCGCAAAGCAGCUGUACAGAAAAUGAAAGAUUUUAACCGAAAUGUAGAGGCUGGUCCCUACCUUCUGCUCUACCCUGAUGGUACAAAAGUAAUUAAUAUUCCUGGGACAGAAACAGCCUUCUCUCUGAAACUCUACAAGGAUGCAGUUGGGAAGGCUUGGCAACGCCUCACAUUGUACUUUUGUACGGUGGAAGAUUUCCUUACUAAUUCUGAGCAAUUCAACUCAGACUCGUCUGAUUCAGAGGUGAUCCUUACAAGCAGAAGUGCUGCUGAAUUCAAUUCAGCUGAUACAGUACUAUUUAAACCAAUCUUGACCAGUACCAGUAUUGGUGUUGAAGAAACUCCACACCUUGAUCCAGAAACUAUGAUCUUACUUUCCGAAGCAGAAGACUGCCCAGGAACGUCAGGAAGUGCAAUGGAAACUACAUUUUAUAGCAAAUACACAGAACUGUAUGCACCCAUUAUAGCAGAGGAUUCAGAGGACUCAGGAGACAGUGAUGCUGUCACUCCAGAUAUUUCAGAGGAUGCAGCAUAAGAAAUCAAGUCACCCUUACUACAACUGUUGUUUUUUUCUGGUUAAAUGUGUCUUCCACCAAGUAUCAUUACAUUCAUCAUCAUCUAUUUGUUGGUAGGGUAGAAAAGCAAUCUAUUUCAGAAGUGAUUGCAAACCUGGCACUCCAGAUUGAUCGCCACGCCGUCAGCAGAU
Molecule: messenger RNA, 943 nt
Organism: Sander lucioperca (pikeperch)
Lineage: Eukaryota; Metazoa; Chordata; Actinopteri; Perciformes; Percidae
Exons: 6
Coding region: 56-772 (238 amino acids)
Source: RefSeq, a predicted model, not a curated record